CAAACGUCAACAUCCCCUCGAUCGGGAGGCGGCAAAGUGAACCAUGGCCCUGCAGGAGAGUAGUCUCUUUUCUCUUCAGCGUGUAUACUUGCUGCUCGUCGUACCUUUGCUCCAGGAUCCAGUUCAGCUGUGGCAAGGGGGAAGCAAGCUGGUAACUGCAGCAAGAUAUACACCGGCGAGUACCCGUCAGUCUGGAUCAAUAAAGGGACGGAUUCUCAAGCCGCAGGCCCGGAUAAGAAGAAAGAGAUUGGCUUUUUUUCUUGCCCUUUCUCUGGCCGUCUGCUCUUCUCUUGUCGCUUUCUCAGGGUUUAGGGCAAAGCAGACUGACGCAGCGAGAAGACGAAAAAGGACGACUUGAAGUUACCCAAAAUAAAAAAGGGGCAAAAGCAAACAUGCGGAUUUCGGUGGGAAAAGCAGCAACGCCUGCUGUUCUGACCAGUGCUGGUGCGAUAGUCUCUCGCCUUGCCCUAAUCUGGCCAUUUCAGCAGGCCCAGGGAUGCGCGGAAUCUC
Trichophyton rubrum CBS 118892 is the source of this 510-nucleotide messenger RNA. RefSeq lists its product as uncharacterized. The coding region runs from base 44 to 358 and encodes 104 amino acids. Lineage: Eukaryota; Fungi; Ascomycota; Eurotiomycetes; Onygenales; Arthrodermataceae. The transcript has a single exon. The record is from RefSeq and is a predicted model, not a curated record.